Entelurus aequoreus (snake pipefish) is the source of this 1055-nucleotide messenger RNA. Its product is annotated as proteasome subunit beta type-11-like. Bases 176 to 976 code for a protein of 266 amino acids. Gene Ontology annotation, cellular component: proteasome core complex. Gene Ontology annotation, molecular function: threonine-type endopeptidase activity. The transcript has a single exon. The record is from RefSeq and is a predicted model, not a curated record. NCBI's taxonomy places the organism in Eukaryota, Metazoa, Chordata, Actinopteri, Syngnathiformes, Syngnathidae.
GUUCAGAUCGUAGAACUUUAGGUUGUAGAAGUUUAGGUCGUAGAAGUUUAAGUUGUAGAAGUUUAUGUUGUAGAAGUUCAGAUCGUAGAAGUUUAGGUUGUAGAAGUUUAAGCCGUAGAAGUUUAGGUCGUAGAAGUUUAUGUCGUAGAAGUUUAUGUCGUAGAAGUUUGGUGCGAUGGCGUUACAAGAGCUGUGCGGUGUAGAGAAAAGUGGUCAUGUGACUUGUGGACUGUUUAGUCCUACCUCACUCUUGGACUUCUACAUCCCGCCCGGUCUUCACCAAAGACACCUUGGAAAAGCUCAUCCCUUCCAGACCUCCUGGAGCGGCUCUGGGCGGGUGUGGCCCCCCUUCGCCACGUCUCACGGCACCACCACCCUGGCCUUCACCUUCCAGGGCGGCGUGCUGGCGGCGGCAGACACUCGCUCCAGCUGCAGCGGCCUGGUGGCCAGUCCGGACUCGGACAAGGUGGAGCCCAUCCACAGCCACCUGGUGGCCACCAGCUCGGGCACCUCGGCCGACUGCGGCUUCUGGAAACGCCUUCUGGGGCGGGAACUGCGGCUCUACCAGCUGCGGCACGGACGGCGCUUGUCCACCUGCAGCGCCGCCAAGCUGCUGUGGCACAUGCUCCUCCCCUUCAAGGGCAGCCAGCUGUGUGUGGCCACCACGCUGUGUGGGUGGGACACUGGCCCCGCCCUCUUCUACGUGUGCAGCGACGGCACGCGCCUCCAGGGGACGCUCUUCUCCGUGGGCUCCGGGUCGCCCUACGCCUACGCCGUCCUGGACCAGGCGCUGGACUGGCGAAUGACGGUGGAGGAGGCGACGCUGGUGGCGAAGGAGGCGGUGACGCGGGCGGCGCACAGAGACGCCUACUCUGGGAACGCGGUGGACGUCUACCACGUGUCCUCCCAGGGCUGGAGGCGCAGGACCAGGGAGGACCUAAAAGACCGCUUGUGUCCAGACCCGGCGCUCAAGUGAGGCGGCAGGAAGUCAACCUCCAUUUUGUCACACCAUUUUGCAAUAUUUCUACUUUUUAUUUGGAUUUUUAUUGCUCGGA